Cavenderia fasciculata is the source of this 1515-nucleotide messenger RNA. RefSeq names its product cytidine deaminase-like protein. The transcript has 5 exons. The record is from RefSeq and is a predicted model, not a curated record. Gene Ontology annotation, molecular function: tRNA-specific adenosine-34 deaminase activity. Gene Ontology annotation, biological process: tRNA wobble adenosine to inosine editing. Bases 1 to 1515 code for a protein of 504 amino acids. Gene Ontology annotation, cellular component: cytoplasm; nucleus. NCBI's taxonomy places the organism in Eukaryota, Evosea, Eumycetozoa, Acytosteliales, Cavenderiaceae.
AUGAGUAAGAGAAAGAUAGUUGGAACCAAACCAUCAUCGUCAAUGUGUAAAAAUAGUCAAAGUAAUAACACCAUCAGUUCUACUACUACUGAUGAUGAUAGUCAUCAAGAGACGUCAUCAUCAUCAUCUUUAAAGGAACAGGUCAAAGAGAUACAAGAGACAAGAGAAUCUUUGGACCCUGUUCUUAGUUUUGAAGAAGCAAGAGAUUUGGAAUUCUCAACAAUAUGGGUAACAAAUGUUGAUCCUAAAUUGGCGAGUAGUUUAAAUAGUCAAUUAUCUAAAUACAUACAAACCAAUCAUGUCUACAAAGACAUUCAAGAGAACUUUGGACACAUUAAAAAGCUUAGAAAGAUGACAAAGGACAACAAGACAUACCUAGAGGUAUUCCUUUGUACCGUUGAAAACUAUCCUCAUUUAAUUCAAGAUAUUGAUGAGAAUAGAUAUUCUGAUGAUAAUGCAAAUACUGAUGCUGCAUCUUCAUCUUCAUCUACUUCAUCUAUUUCAUCCAUUUCAUCAUCGUCAUCUGAUUUACUCCAUAAAUACGAUGAAACAGAUUAUCAAUCAUUCAUUGUUCAAUUUUUAAGAAUCAAUAAUCUAAACAAACCAUACAAGGUUGACAUACCAAAAUAUGCACCUUUACAUCUAAGUCAAUGUCCAAAAUGGAAUGCUAUUUGGCCAUGUACAUAUAAAUAUCAUCCUUUUUCAACACCAUUGGUAGAAAACUUGGAAGAUAGAGAAAUAAGACCAAUGAAACAAUAUAUGAAGUUGGCAAUCGAACAGGCCAACAUUGCAAAAAGUAAGGGUUAUAGACCUAUUGGUGGUGUAUUGGUUGAUCCCAAUACAAAUACAACCAUUAUAUCAUCACAUGAUAGUAUACCCAUCGAUCCACAACAACAACUACUACAAAACAACAAUCAAGAUACCAAACCAAAACCACUACUAUCUAGGUUCCUUUCACAUUGUACAAUGAAUAUUUUACAUGAAUUGUCUCAACUUCAUAGAGAACUUUAUGGAAAACCAAAUAUUAAUAAUAAUAAUAGUAAUAAUCGACAACAACAACAACAACCAGACAAUAUUGUAAAAAAGGAUGAAAAAGUAGAACAAGCAGAAGAGGAUGAUGAAGAAGAAGAAGAGGAAGAAGAACAAUAUUUAGCCAAUUCAUAUCAUUUAUAUCUUAGUAGAGAACCUUGUGUAAUGUGUUCAAUGGCAUUGGUUCAUAGUCGUAUUGAAAGAGUUAUUUAUGGAUCACAACAACAUAAUGGUGGAGGAUUGGGUAGUUGUUUUAGAAUACAUACUGAAAAAUCAGUCAACCAUAAAUUCCAAGUUUACAGAGGUUUAAUGGAAAAGGAAUGUUUGGAAUUAUUUAGUCCAGUAGUAGCAGUAGAAGAAAAUGGAAACCAACAACAAGAAACAACCAAAGUACUAGCAGAUGAAAAUAUAAAAAUGGCGUUAUCAACCUUAAAGUUCUGUUUCUUGAAGAUACGUCUUCCACACUCGAGAGAGAUGGUUGAUUAA